This is a messenger RNA of Batrachochytrium dendrobatidis JAM81, 1109 nucleotides long. RefSeq lists its product as uncharacterized. Gene Ontology annotation, molecular function: protein binding; deNEDDylase activity; metallopeptidase activity. Lineage: Eukaryota; Fungi; Chytridiomycota; Chytridiomycetes; Rhizophydiales. The record is from RefSeq and is a predicted model, not a curated record. Bases 10 to 1011 code for a protein of 333 amino acids. Gene Ontology annotation, biological process: protein deneddylation. Gene Ontology annotation, cellular component: COP9 signalosome; cytoplasm. The transcript is spliced from 8 exons.
AGGAGAAGGAUGCAGGCAUCAAGCUCUUUGAGUGCCCGCAAGAGGUUUGAGUUGGAAAACAAUAUCAAGGAAGUCGAUAGCAGAGAUGCAAUCUUUUACUACGACAGCAAUCAGCAAAAACAGAUUCAGAAUUCCCGUCCAUGGGCCAAGGAUCCUCAUCACUUUAAAAAAAUUAAGAUCUCUGCUGUAGCGCUCAUCAAAAUGGUCAUUCACUCCCGCUCUGGUGGAAAUAUUGAAGUCAUGGGCAUGAUGCAGGGAAAAGUUGUAGAUGACACCAUGAUUGUUAUGGACUCAUUUGCUCUUCCGGUUGAAGGAACUGAAACCAGGGUGAAUGCUCAAGCAGAAGGCUAUGAAUAUAUGGUCGAAUAUAUGACCAAAAUCAAACAAGUCGGCCGUCUUGAAAAUGCUAUUGGAUGGUACCACAGUCAUCCCGGCUAUGGAUGUUGGCUCUCUGGAAUCGAUGUUGGCACACAGAUGCUUAAUCAGCAAUUUCAAGAACCUUUUGUUGCUGUUGUUAUUGAUCCCAACCGAACUAUUUCUGCAGGAAAAGUUGAAAUUGGCGCAUUUCGUACAUAUCCACAAGGAUAUAGUCCUUCAAAUACAGAUGCACUAGAGUAUCAAAGUAUCCCAUUAAACAAAAUUGAAGAUUUUGGUGUUCAUUGUAACCAAUAUUACCCAUUGGAAAUUUCUUACUUCAAGUCAAGUACCGAUAGCCAGCUAUUGGAGCUUCUUUGGAACAAAUACUGGGUCAAUACGCUUUCAUCGUCGCGACUGUUGACUAAUCGAGAGUAUGCUGCAUAUCAAAUCAAGGACUUGGCCAACAAAAUUGAACACACUGAGAGUUCAGUUGGAGCUGCUCCCCGGAUGCUGAGUGUAGAAUCGGCCAAAAAAGACGAAGCUCCUAUAUUUAAACUAGCACAAGAUAGCUCCAAAAUUACAACAGAAGCCAUUCACGGACUUAUGUCACAAGUGCUUAAAGAUGUUUUGUUUAAUCCCUCAGUGCAUGACUGAGUUUUAUGGUAAACUACAUUGUAUCUUUUUAAAAUCGAAAAAUGUGUCAUUUUCAAUUUAAAGCAAAUGAAUCAAGCUCAAUGUCCAAAUCGGAUGGC